Thrips palmi is the source of this 7340-nucleotide messenger RNA. RefSeq lists its product as uncharacterized. The transcript is spliced from 14 exons. Bases 343 to 5484 code for a protein of 1713 amino acids. The record is from RefSeq and is a predicted model, not a curated record. NCBI's taxonomy places the organism in Eukaryota, Metazoa, Arthropoda, Insecta, Thysanoptera, Thripidae.
GCCAACCAUAAACCCCCCGGCUCCAGUCCCAACAUUUCAUCACAUUUUUCAAGGGGCAGCCUGAUUUCAGCAAGUGCGUUUCCUAUCCUUUCUUCUUUAAAUCCCUCGAAAACUGCAUCCAUGAGGAUUUGUCAUAGUGGCGUAAGGCGGGUCACAGCCAGGAAACGCGUCUCAUCUGAUCGGUGGAUUUGCCAUACUGGACGGGAAGUGGAAAGCGGAAGGUGAUGAGAAAACACGCCGCUGGUUUGGAAAAAAGUUGGGAUUGUUUUCAGGAAUGUCUUUGCGACCAAAGAUGUUAGCGUCGUGAGGUUGGAGUUUGCUCAAGAUUUACCACACCCGACGAUGUCUUUAAGCACAUUAGGAGGGGUGUUGGUGGACACACCAAGUGAUUUAAGUGUACAGUCUCUAUUGGCAACUCAUUCUAAUUUGUUGUCUCAGACAGCUUUUUUGCCUUCACCUACAACUGAGAUAACUUUAGAUGAGGAUGAUGUGUUCCAAUGUGGAAGAUGUAAAGAAGUAUUCACAUCGUUUCAUCAAUUUAUGUUACACAAGCAAGACCAUCAAAUAGCAUCUUCAUCUUCAAGAAUAUUGAAUGAGAGUUUGGCUCUCAACAUAAGUAGAGAUCUGAAUCGUAACUUGAACACCACAGCAUCCAGCGAACAUGAAGCGGAGACAUGUCUAUCAAGUACCCAGCUGCUGAAAGAUACAACUUGUGAAGAGUUUGAUCUGUCAGAAAGUCUGAGAGUUGGAGGGCAGAAUGACACAAAUAACGUUUUAAGCUACAAUUCACUUGGUGGUUCAGCUUUUGAUGACCUCUCUGAUGACAUCGGUCAGCCAUUGCUGCUCUCUGAUGCUGACAGCUUAAACUUUCCAAUUGAGCAAAGUAUUUUGAAUCUGAAUGAUGCUAAUGAGCUAUCCAGUAAUUCCUUUGCACCCUCGUCUAUUCGUCACCUGGGAACCUCCUUGCUUCCACAUAAACUUUUGUCAGAUGAAACUUGUGCAUCUAACAAUAAUGUUUGGUUACCUGCUCAAAAAGGUGAUUCUGGUAAUAGCAAUUUCAUCACAUCUAGAUUUUCUGAUGAGCAGAAUUUUUUCGCUGAUGCUAAAAAAGUUACAGACAACAUUAACUUCAGCAAUCAUAAUCUUUUGACUGAAAUUUCAUAUCCCGGUGAAAAACAAAUGUACCUGAAUGAAGCAUCAACAAACUCAGAAGAUAUUACCAUAUCUGGAAGUUUAUCAACUGCAGUACUGCCUUCUGAACAAUUGCUGCUUGAAACAAGCAAAGACUACUUAAGAAGUUGUGAACUCCUUGAAGAAUUUGAGUCCACUAAUCAACACGAACUUCUGGAUUCUGCUAGUCUUGAGUCUACGAAUGUCAUGAAUAUUGGUUUGCCACUUCUCUCCGAUUCUUCAGUGGUGUCGUCACUUGUGAACAGUACAACCCCGAAUUCUGAGGUCCCACCUCUUGUUUCCCUUGCUGGUCAACAAAGCAAUCAGAAUUCCCAUUUGUUUGAAAAUGAUUCCAAUGCCCUGCAAGAGGGCCGUAAUGUCCCACAAACCUCUCUUGAAAUGGAAUGUAUGCCCCAAGAACAUGGUGAUGCCCCAUCAUGUACUUCUUCAAGGCCUCCUUGUGGCUUGCUUGGAUGUGUUUGCGAAAGCCUAGAUAAAUGCAGUUCCUUUGCUUCUGGUUGUGGCAGCUCUCCAAAAAACACAGUGAAGGAAUGCACUGGAGUUUCCAUGGAACCUUGUGAAACAAUCCCUCAAGAUAAUUCCUUUAUCAGUGGGAACCAGAACCAGCAAGUGGAGUCCACAGAACAGGUUACAAAAAAGAACAGUUCAGCGGAGAAUAAGGAGCUAUUGAAUCCGGAAUACACUUGCCAGGAUCUUCAGUUCAGGCGAAUUGAUCAAGGAACCAGCACAGGCAACCUUAUUUGUAAUAACCUCGAGGUGGACUGCAACUUCAAUUCUAAUCAUCAUUUUGAUAACAGGAGCAAAAAUUUUGUUGAUCUUAAGAACACGCGAAAGUCUUGCUUCUUAAGGACUGGCUCUUGGAAUGAAGAAGAAUCAAGCGCACCAGGAAUUGAAAAACCUCUAAAUGAAGUGGAUAAAUCCAAAUCUAAGUCUGAUUUAGCUGGAAAUGGUCAUGAAUCCCAUUUUGAAGUUUGUUCUGUUGCCUCCAUUAUGAAAGAAAUAGGCAUUCUUGAUACAAUUGAUAAAGGCCCUCCUGAUGAAGACUCGAGUGCUGCUGGUAUAGAACAGGACCAGGACUCAUCUGUUUCGGCAGAAAGUAAUCUCUCUCUCAGACCACAGACUGUUUGGAAGAGUGUCGAUGGCAGCAGUGAUAGUCUGUGGCCGAGUGCACUUGACCAUGACUACCAACUCGUCCAGAAAAAUGAUGUUAGUAAUAGUGUCAGUCAAGAACAAUCUGUCAACAAACCAACUGGCAACAAUACCCAUGACCUUAAAGUCACUGAGGAAGCUCAAAGUGACACUAAGCAGGAGAUAUUGUCAGGACACGCUAUUGAAGAUGAUAAUUGCACUCAGAGCAAUUUCUUUCCAGAAGUCAAAACUCGCAAAAUGGAAAAUAAUUUUCAGUGUGAGAACACCCCUUCUAAAGAUGAAACUCAAAGUUGUCUUAAUCUUAACAAGAUAUGUGAUAAUAGCAGCUCCUCGAGCAAUUGUGAACCCACACUUAGUGACUGUGAUACAUCUAAUUCCUGCAAUGCCUUCAAUGAAACUAACUAUGGCAAUAGUGACAUGAUGUCCGUAGAGCUUUUUAAUGAUGUGUCUCACCCCAGCAACAUUAUGGUUGAACUCGACUGUGAUUCAAAUCAAUCAAAUAUUAUUUUUAUUGAUCAUGGUAACUUUGUGGGUGAACAAGAAAUUAUAUUACCUGGACCUCAUGGUGACUCAAAUGAUGAAUUCGCCCAUUCCAUGGAGCACGAAGAUUUUUCUACAUCAGAAGAUAAUACCCUUUACCUUGGCAACAUUGCUCUUGAAGACAAUGUUCCUUUGCCAAUCUCUCCAAGCUGGAGCAAACAAGAAAGCAGUGAUCAAGAGCGAAAGCAGAGCUUAGAUGCCAAUGAAGCCAAACUGAAGAAACAUGGGCAGCUCCCAAUGUCUAGAACAAACAUUUCGAUGCAUGAUAGUGAAAAAGUCUCUGGCCAGUCCAGUAUCUCAUUACCCAAUUCACUUGCCAACAGCUCUGUUGAAAGACCAAAUACUCUUGGGAAAGAUGAAGAGUUUGAAGGAAUGUGCCUGCCCUCGGUGGACCUCUAUGAUUGUGUAUCAGUUGUUUACUCAGCAUAUGAGGAGGAGAGUACUACUUUCAGCAAACUUUGGAAUCCAGAUAUCAGGUUAUCCAGUGAACUAUUCCAUCUCGAGACAGAUACAACUGAUGCUGUUGAAAAUGGAGUUUUGUCCCAGGAAAAAUCGCCUUCUAAGAAGCGUAAAGAGAGUAAGUCAAAAGUAGACAAGUUUCAGAAAUCUGUUGCGAACAGUUCACAUAAAUUGUUGCAUGAAGUUUCUUUACUACCAUCUAAAGAAAUUAAAAAUGCCUCACCGUGUGGUGAUGACAAGUCUCUAACAAUUUUGAAGUCAAAUGCUACAGUGCCAAGAAAAAGCAUUGACGGUACGAAAGUUGAACCUUUCAAUUCAAACAUAUCUUCAAGAAUGAUUGAAAACAUAGAUAAAGAGAUGACCCUUGCCAAAAAAUUGGGGACACUGAAUAAAUCUUCAGAACCAUCUACCAUUCCUGUCGAUCAUGACAAGAAAAAUUCUUCUGUGAUCUUUUUCAAUACUGAUAAUUCAGCUAACCCUGUAAAAAAUUUGAAAAACAGCAGUACUUUGGAUUCAGCAGGGGAGUUGGAGAAUCCAGUAUCAGCUUCAGUUAACUCAAUCCCAACAAAAGCCUCAAGAGUACGAGAAAAUCUAUGGGAGAAAAGAACACCUAAGUUGUCAUGUGAUCACUGUGAUAAAAAAUUUGCCAAGCAUUUUGAUUUACGACAGCAUAUGCGCAGCCACACUGGAGAAAAGCCCUUCCAGUGUGUUGUUUGUGGGAGGUCAUUCACACAAAAAUCCAAUUUGACUAAGCAUCUCAGUACUCACAAGAUUUGGUCCAAAAGUGUUUCAACUCUUUCCAAGAAUGCAAUUCAAAAAGUGUGUCAUAAAAAGAAGGGAGGAACAGUAACAACAACAGAGUCUAUCAUUUUUGAGGAAGGGGAGGUUGAGAAAAAUUUCAGCAGCUCGGUAUCGUUUAAGGAAAACGUUCAAUCAGCUUCAGAUAAAGACUUGCAUAAUGACCAGGGAUUGCAUGAUGACAAUGAUGGAUGGGAAAUCAUAUCUGAAGAGUGUAUUGUUGAUAACUCAUACAUUUGCCAAUUUUGUGGUGCUGCAUUCGUCUCUUACUUUGAACUGAAAACUCAUCGUAAGACACAUCAGGAUGAAAAGGUGUUUUUUUGCCCCCGAAAUAAUUGUCAAAAAACUUUUCCUGAUUUGGAGUCAUUUGUGACGCAUGUUAACAAACAUGCGCCAGGGAACGCUUUCCAUCCUUGCAAUAUUUGUGGUGAAACUUUUGUAAGUCCUCCAGAAUUGUCCCAGCACAUGGAAGCACACACCAUUUCAGAGAACUCCUCAUCAAAGAAGUACCAUGCAAAAUGUCAUAAAUGCAAAAGCACAUUUUUGUCUCAAGAAGCCCUAGAGAACCACCUGAGAACAGUCAGUCAUGACCUACCUUGUCCAGAGUGCAAAAGAAUAUUUUCUUGUGAACGAAGUCUCCGUCGUCAUCUUCGUACUCAUAGCACAGUUCAUCCCUUUGUGUGCAAAGAAUGUGGCAAGCGGUUCAAGACUGUUCUCUACCUCAAUACUCAUCUCGCAAUGCAUCGAGAUGAUAAGCCUUUCGCGUGUUCUCAAUGCCCGGCAAAGUUUGCCAGGAAAGACAGGCUUUCUCGGCACCUUAAGAUACAUUCUGAUGGAGAACAGUGUCCAUUUCAAGCACAUCUGAAGUGCAAUCGACAAUUUACAAGACCUGAUAAGUUGAAGGCUCAUGUCUUAAGUCACACAGAACACCAGUUAACUAACUGCAGCUUCUGUAAGAGGCAAAUUGCAAAGUUUUCUGUGAACAAGCGUCACUAUACAAUUUCAAAUCAACAAUUUGAAGACUCACCUAGUGAUACGCUGGAUCUGCCUGUAAUGGCUGUUUCCUGUGAUGUUUCUUCUGCAGAGAUCAACAGUAAUGUAACAAUCAAUGCUAAGAGUAACACAAGUCUCAAUUUCAAUGGAAGCAUUACCCUAGGAAUGCUACAAGAUAAGCAGUCUGUUGAUAUAAAUAAUUUGAGCUGUGAAAAUGUUGAGACUAAUAGCUUAAAUUUUGACCAUAUUGUUUGUAAGAAACCAGCUAAAAAUAAGAAGGUUCCUACUAUUGGGAUCAUUGUAAUGCCCCUGUCUCAAUGUAUGCCGGGAUCAGGUCAGCAAAUAUUGUACUGAUAACUGUAUUGUUGCUGGUGUUGAACCUGUAGAAUAUCAAGUUUUGUUUUCGGAUAGUAGUUUAUCAUAUCCUCUAUUGACUGGCUCUGAGGUGAUGCUGUGCGGUGCUGCCUCUAGUAGACUGUGAUAAGGGGAGGGGUAUCACCUUGCUCAGUGCGGACCAAGAAGUGGCCGUUAUCUCUGCCCCAGCUGAUAAUUCAUUUUUGUGAUAUUUGCUGUAUUAAAUGCAGUAUUCUUGCUUUAAGCCAUUUUGUUAAAUAAUAUUCCAUUAAAUUGUGUAAAAUUGGUGGUUACUGAAGAUUUCCUUUUGGAUUGAAUUUGCUUGUAUCUCUCUCUUUUCUUGGUGUACUAUUUUAAGCAUUUGUUUGCCUUAGUGUUAAUAACAUUGCAUGUUUGGUAGGUGUCCAUCCUGUUGUAAACAGCAUUUUCCCCUUUUUACAAAUAUUUAUGGGUGACUGCCUAUGAUGAUGAUGUGUUCCAGAAACAACCGUCUUUGUUUUUUACUUUUCUUUAUGUUGGUUCUUAAUUUAUUGUACUUUUCAAGGUGAAGGUGAAGAGACAUCUUGGUUGAUAAUUACCAUAAGCAUAUUCAGCCUGGUAGAACCUUUUGAAGUAGAUGGAUCUUGUUCCUGUCAUUGUUGGUAAAAGUUCAAUCACAUUAACACUAGUAUAGAUUUGAGGUUUCUGUCCACAACCUUACACUGCCAAUAAUUGUAGACUUGUUGAGUGCCGUACUUAUGUUAGUUAAGUUAGUCAUGAUACUAUAUUCUGGUCAUUUGUUCUUUGUCCUCUUAUGUUCUGUUAAUAGACUUAAGUGCAUUGGUAAGCUGUUAACAUUUUCUCAAGACCUACACUUAGAUAUUAAGUGUAUGAAUUCUGUUUUAUUGCUUUAUUGUUGUACUAUAUUUACAUCUAAGUCUUUUGCAUAUAUUGUUUAAGUGUGAAUGUGGUUGCUAUGUAUUUAAGGUUUGCUUAUCUUCCUUACAAAUUUAUUGUGGUGAUUUUAUUUAGAUAAUCUGUGAAUUUUUGUUUUGUUUUGUGUUUUUCUUCUAUUUAUGUGACUGGGGAGGCAUCUGUCCUCAUUAUGUUAAUGCGCAAUGAUACAGAAGCUUCAAAAGCUUUAUUUUGUCUCAAAAUUGUCUCAAAAAAGCAUUGUUGGACUGCCUUAGAAAAGAACUAUGACAUGUUCACAUAGUGCCUGAAAUUUGUGUUAUAAUUAAGGUGCAAUAACUAUGGAUUAAGAUUUAUGAACAGAGCACUUCACAAGUGUACAUAUUGUCCUAUGAAUUACCUGCUUCAUCCCUUUUGUGGUAAAGUUUGCAAGAUGUGCCUCCUUUCUAGAGAUUUUCUUGGUAGUACUUUUGGAUACCAAAUUAGUCAGUUUAGUGAUUAAAUCAGUUUUAGGGAACAUUGUUCAUGGAUUAAGACUGUACUAUUAUUUUCCGAUGUUGUGACACAUUGUCCUACUUGUAGGGUGUGUGAUAUUAUUAAUUAGUAGUGAAAAAUGUGUGGGCCUAUUGUUUGUUGGUUGAGCAGUAUUCAAUUCAGCACCGCCAUCUGUUUUUUUUAGUGAUGCAAUCAAAUAUUCUCUUUUCAUAGUUGCAUGUUUGCAAUCGUUCCUUUUUAUUUUCAUAAACCAAAUAUUUUACUUCUUUGUUAUGACCUAAGUGUUAAUGCAUAAUUUCUGUGUAUUGUUGAUGUUAUAUGUUUCUCACAUUAUUUUAUAAGUAUUUAUCAUCUAAGUGUAACAGCUAAUUAAAUUGUGAUGCAUUUACUAAUUUUCCAUCUGGUGUGCAAUGAAAAUUUAUUUUUUUCUCUUUUGGUUUUGUGCCAAAUAAAUGUAAAAAUUAACAGUA